AUGUGGCGGCGGCGGCGGUGGAUAGCGCGGGGCGUGGGGGGCGGCGGCGGCGGCGGAGGAGGAGGAGGAGGGCGUUGGGGGUGGCCGUUGGCCGUGUUGGUGCUGGCGUUGUGGCUGUCAGCAGCGAGAUGUCGUGAGUUGUACUCGCCCACUGAUCCUUUGGAGCUGCUGGGGACGGGGGCGGAGGGGCAGCUGCUGGGCUCUCCCAGCGCUUGGGCCGUCGAAUUCUUCGCCUCCUGGUGCGGGCACUGCGUCCACUUCGCGCCCACAUGGCGGGCCCUGGCGCACGACAUCCGCGAAUGGAGGCCUGCAGUGGUGCUGGCAGCCAUAGACUGUGCCGACGAGGCCAACCAGCAAGUGUGCACUGAUUUUGGGAUCACCGGCUUCCCCACACUGAAGUUCUUCCGAGCUUUUAGCAAGAAGACAGAGGAUGGGAUAAGGAUUACCAAAACCAGCACCAGCGUUGAGGACCUGCGCCAUGCCAUCAUUACCAACCUUGAGCAGAGCCAGGACAGUUGGCCACCCGCCUGUCCUCCGCUGGAGCCAGCAAGUGCAGAGGAGGUUCGCACCUUCUUCCAGAGGAACAAGGACCAGUACCUGGCACUGAUCUUUGAGAAGAGCAAUUCCUUUGUGGGCAGAGAGGUGGCACUGGACAUGCUGCAGUACGAGAACGUGGCAGUGAGGAGGGUGCUGAGCAGCGAGGAAGAGCUUGUGGAGAAGUUUGGUGUCACCACUUUCCCCUCUGGCUACCUGCUCCUCCGCAAUGGCUCCUUCUUCCGGCUACCUGUGCACAUGGAGGCACGCUCCUUCUACACCUACUACCUGCGUACGCUCUCGGGCGUCACCCGCGGCUCCUACAAGCUGAAUGCAACCCUUGGUGCUUCCAACGAGACCAACACAUCCCAUCUGAAUCGUGCCGACCGCUCCAAGGUGUACAUGGCUGACCUGGAGUCCACACUGCACUACUCGUUGCGGGUAGAAGCUGUCCGUGCUGCCACAAUGUCAGGAGCCCAGCUGGCUGCCUUCAAGUGCUAUGUGGCCACACUGGUGAAGUACUUCCCUGGGCGCCCCUAUGUGCAGACCUACCUGCAGUCCCUGGACGUCUGGCUGAAGAACUGGACAGAGCCUGAGCUGCCCCGCAACACUUUGAAGGAGGUCAUGAAGAACAACGGAGAUGCCUCCCACCCCGCCAUGCUCCCCACCAAUGUGACCUGGGUGGGCUGCCAGGGCAGUGAACGCCACUUCCGUGGCUACCCCUGUGGGCUCUGGACCCUCUUCCAUCUGCUGACUGUCCAGGCUGCCCAGAACGGCCCCAACAAAGAGCUGCCAUUGGAGGUGCUGAGCACCAUCCGCUGCUAUGUCCGGAAUUUCUUCGGCUGCCAGGAGUGUGCUGAGCACUUUGAAGCCAUGGCAGCUAAGUCCAUGGACCAGGUGGCAAGCCGGGAGGAAGCCGUCCUCUGGCUCUGGUCCCACCACAACGAGGUCAAUGCUCGCCUGGCAGGAGGUGACACAGAGGACCCCAAGUUCCCCAAGCUGCAGUGGCCUCCACCAGAUAUGUGUCCCCAGUGCCACAAGGAGGAGCGAGGGGUGCACGCCUGGGAUGAGUCAGCUGUGCUCACCUUCCUCAAAGCACACUUCUCCCCGGCCAACGUCUACUUGGACUAUGCCAUGGCUGACCCCAUCCCUGCCGCCAGGGAGGAGAUGGAGGCCAGGCUGGGCACCGAGGGCCCACGAGAGGAGAGGGAGAAGGAUGAGGAAGAGGAGAAGGAGACAGAAGUGAGAGCUCCGGGGCGACAGGGCUCCCCUGAGCCACGACGCCCCAGCAUUGUGCGUCUCAAUCCCAAGCCUCGGGAGGUGAGUGAGGACAUCGUGGACCUGGACUCCUUCAGCGAGCAGCACUUCAAGAGCCAAGCACUACGAGCAGCAGCCGGCCGGCGCCGGCGGCUCAGCAAACGAGACACCAUCGCCCUGUCCCGGGAGGCCGGCAUGGGCCGGGAGCGCCGGCGGGCUCCUGGGCUCCUGGUCCGGGAGGAGGAGGAGGUGGCUGGGGGGGUCAUUCAGAGGAGCCCCUGGCUGCGGGUGCUGGGCUUGGGCUUCUCCCGUCUGGACAUCAGCCUCUGCGUCGCCCUGUACUUCCUCUCCUCCAUGUGCCUCCUAGGCAUGUACACCUUCUUCCGCCUCCGCACCCGCGCCCGGAAAGGCCGCCUUGGCUUCCCCUUGGCCUGA
This is a messenger RNA of Indicator indicator, 2226 nucleotides long. RefSeq names its product quiescin sulfhydryl oxidase 1 (gene QSOX1). The transcript is spliced from 12 exons. Gene Ontology annotation, molecular function: protein disulfide isomerase activity; flavin-dependent sulfhydryl oxidase activity. Gene Ontology annotation, biological process: protein folding. Gene Ontology annotation, cellular component: Golgi membrane. Bases 1 to 2226 code for a protein of 741 amino acids. The record is from RefSeq and is a predicted model, not a curated record. Lineage: Eukaryota; Metazoa; Chordata; Aves; Piciformes; Indicatoridae.